Messenger RNA from Penaeus vannamei (Pacific white shrimp), 1107 nucleotides. Its product is annotated as late histone H1. Gene Ontology annotation, biological process: chromosome condensation; nucleosome assembly; negative regulation of DNA recombination. Lineage: Eukaryota; Metazoa; Arthropoda; Malacostraca; Decapoda; Penaeidae. Gene Ontology annotation, molecular function: nucleosomal DNA binding; structural constituent of chromatin; double-stranded DNA binding. The record is from RefSeq and is a predicted model, not a curated record. Gene Ontology annotation, cellular component: nucleus; nucleosome.
CACUCUCUCUCUCUUUGUCCUCGCUUUAUCAGGACGUUCGUUGCCUUCGUCAUCAUGCCCUUGCCCGAGGAGCACGUGGAGGACCCAGCAGGCGUGGCGGCGGCGACCAGCGAGGAUGCGAUAUCGUCGUCAGAACUGAGCUCGCAGCCCAAGCAGGUGAAGCAUGAAGCCCCGAAGCCAACCUAUCUGCUGAUGGUCAUGGAGGCUGUCCUGGCUCUGAACGACCGCCGCGGCUCCUCUCGCCAGUCCAUCGUCAAGUACAUCGCCCACCAGUUCGGCCUCGACCCCAAGAAGUCCGCCGCCCGCGUCAACCAGGCGCUGAAGAAGGCUGUGGAGACGGGCCUCCUGAAGCAGACGUCGGGAACCGGAGUGGUGGGAUCCUUCAAGCUUGGGUUGAUCGACAUGACAGCUGCUGCCGUGGCCCGAGACCUCGUGAGCAACGUCACCCUCUUGAAAAGUAUCGAAAAGAACACGAAGAAGGCGAAGGACGCUGCUGCGAAGACCGGGGCGAAAGGCGCUGCUGCGAAGGGCAAGGGGAAAGGUACAGCCGCGAAGCCCGGGGCGAAGCGUGCUGCUGCGGUGAAAGGCGCUGCUGAGAAGGUGCCUGCCAAGAAAGCAGCUGCUAAGAAGACUUCCGGCAAGAAGGCUCCUGCUGCGAGAGCCAAGAAGGCAGAAGCUCUGAAAAGCCCCAAGAAAGCUCCCGCGAAGGCUGCCAAGAAGACGCCGAAGAAGGCCGCUGCCCCAGAUGUGCUGAAGAAAGCCGCCCGAAAGCCUGCCGUCAAGAAGGCCGCGAAGGAGAGCCCCAAGAAAGGCAAGACCGUGGCCAGGAAACCCAUCCCGAAGAAGGCAAAGAAGUGAAUAAUGUGUGAAUUGAAUGGAACUUAUAUUCCCGUGUUAUUUUCAGUUUCGAAGACAAUUUGUUUUUUAAUUUGUAAACUUGCAAUUUGCUUUGAAUUUAAUUAUGCUGAGUUCCCCUGGUUCUUAAAUUGCAUUCUUCUUUUGUGAGUGAUUUAUUUAAAGCGAAUUGUGUUUUCUAUUUUUGCUGAUUAAUUCUAGUAUUCUAAUUUUGCUGAAUUUUGUUCAAAGUGAAAUAAAAGCACUUCGUAA